This is a messenger RNA of Silurus meridionalis, 2544 nucleotides long. Its product is annotated as extensin-like. The transcript has 10 exons. Lineage: Eukaryota; Metazoa; Chordata; Actinopteri; Siluriformes; Siluridae. Gene Ontology annotation, molecular function: RNA binding. Bases 472 to 2343 code for a protein of 623 amino acids. The record is from RefSeq and is a predicted model, not a curated record.
GCGUCAAGUCGCGUGAAGAAUCGCGCAUUCUUAAUGGACACAUGGAAUAAGGAAACACAUUGUAUAAUCAUGGAAGAUUAAAACGGGCACAAAUCAGAGGACUUAGGAAGCCGAGGAACAAAUCCAACCGAUGGGACAGGCGCUAAUUAAUGUGCUAAAACCUCUGAUCCAGCUGGAGGCUGAGCCUGACCGAUCAAGAAGGGAUAAUAUCCGAAUAUAAGGAGUACCGGGAGGCAGCGUGGGCGUGGUUAUGAAUCAUAAGCGCAAAACAUGUCCUGUAGAAUGGGUCACGUGAUGAAAUGUGGCGUUCAGGUGCCUGUGACGUCAUCACAACAUUGGCGGCGCGGAUCUACUGUGACGUCAUAUCUCCUGAACCCUAUAAAAAACAGAGCACUUGUCGCACUCGCAUCAUACUGUACACAAAGUAUAAGCGAUCAGCAGCAGUCAAGGAAAUAAAUUAAGAAUUUCAAAAUGGCAAACGAUUCCUUCAGACCUGUUACACACCAACCACAAUUCCACCUCAUGCAUAAUUCUGUUAUCCCACCCCAGUCCUACCCCAUGCAUAAUCCUGUUAUCCCACCCCAGUCCUACCCCAUGCAUAAUCCUGUUAUGCCACCCCAGUCCUACCCCAUGCAUAAUCCUGUUAUGCCACCCCAGUCCUACCCCAUGCAUAAUCCUGUUAUGCCACUCCAGUCCUACCCCAUGCAUAAUCCUGUUAUGCCACUCCAGUCCUACCCAGUGGCCCACCACUUCCUGCCACAACAAUUCUAUGGGGCACGCAUGAUGUUGGCGAUGCAAACCCAAUUCAUCCCACUGGUCCAGCAGCAGAAUCCAGCAGCCAUACAUGAGACCUUUUCCCAUGCUAAUGGUUACAUGAAUGCUGGAGGGUUUUAUUUCACGCCUCAGCCUCUUCAGCACAACCUGCCAUGUCUGGUCAAAAGGCAGCAUAAACCAAUUAGAAUUCAAGAACCUGAUGAUGGAGACCGAGAUAUCACCCUAGAUGAGCUUCUAGGAGGGAAACCUGCGUCCUCUAUGACAGCACUUCCUGUCACAGAUAAAGGUGUUCAGGUGUCUGAGCCUGAACCUCAGUUCGUGUCUGAGCCUGAACCUCAGUUCGUGUGUGAGCCUGAACCUCAGUUCGUGUAUGAGCCUGAACCUCAGUUCGUGUAUGAGCCUGAACCUCAGUUCGUGUAUGAGCCUGAACCUCAGUUCGUGUGUGAGCCUGAACCUCAGUUUGUGUGGAACCCUGAUGUUCAGUUUGUGUGGAUGCCUGAUCCUCAGCCCGUGUGGGAGCCUAAACCUCCGUUUAUGUGUGAGCCUGAACCUCAGUUUGUGUGGAAGCCUGAUCCUCAGCCCAUGUCUGAGCCUGAACCUCAGGUUAUGUGUGAGCCUGAACCUCAGUUUGUGUGUGAGCCUGAACCUCAGCCUAUGUGGAAGACCGAACCUGAGCCCGUGUGUGAGCCUGAACCUCAGCCCGUGUGUGAGCCUGAACCUCAGCCCGUGUGUGAGCCUGAACCUCAGCCCAUGUGUGAGCCUGAACCUCAGCCCGUGUGUGAGCCUGAACCUCAGUUCGUGUGUGAGCCUGAACCUCAGGAGGAAGAGUACAAGAAGAAGGAGCAGAGUGAGCAAGUCGUGGAGCAGAACGAACAACUUGCUCCAAAAAAACCAACAUGGGCAGAAAUUUUAAAGGGUGAAAAGCAGACAAAGAACGUUAAGAAGAUCAGGGAGAAGAAAACAAAGACUGAGAAAGCUGAAGUUCACAAGCAGCAAGAAAAACAACAGCUGUCUAAGCAUGAACGCAAGGAAGAGAACAAGAAGGAAAAGCAGAGUGAGGACGUCGUGGAGCAGAACAAGCAAGUUGCCCCGUCCACCCUCUCAACUCCUAAAAUAGCUACAUGGGCAGAAAUUGUGAUGGUCAAUAAGCAGACGGAGAAGACUCAAGAGCAAAAGAAACAAGACAAACAAAAGCUGUCUGCAAACGCACAGAAAUCUUCCCUCAGCAAGAACACUAAGAAAGUAGAGCUUUACAUCUGGAACCUCGACUACAGCGUGGACAACAAGCGCCUGUACAAGGAGUUCCACCCAUUCGGAACCAUCAUCCACGCCAAGGUGAUGAUGGAGGACGGCCGCUCCAGGGGAUUUGGCUAUGUCAGCUUUUCCUCACAAGCCGAAGCAUUAACAGCCAUUAAAGAAAUGAACGGGAAGAUGUUGGAACGAAGGCCAUUGAAUGUGUCUCUCUCUAAAGUAAAAAAGAAUCAUAAGCCUUACCACACUCAGGGAAAACAAAACACAGAGAGUAGCCGACCAUCCAAACCCCGACAGAGUCCUCGCGUCGACGCAUAGAGUCAUCCCGCCGUUGCAUGCACCUGCCAGGAAGCCAAUGAAUAAACACACAAAAAACCCCACACAGAAACACAAAGGAACAAACAUGUUAAUCAAUUAAUCUAUUAAUAAAUAAACUUAAUGUAAAAUGAUGAACAAUACUCUUGUUUUUUUUUUUUUUUUUAUUCUAAUUCAUUAGAGUCUCUCUUCCCCCUUCAUGGA